GCGAAUCUACUCCAUUUUAAACCACUAAAAUUCGACGCACUCGAAAAACCCUUAAAUUAUCCCCAAUGUACAAAACCAAAUUGCAGGAGUUAUGUCAGCGCCGGAGCUGGGACUUGCCGGACUAUGCCACCGCCAAAGACGGCCCAGAUCAUAUGCCGCGAUUCACUGCUACCGUCACUGUUCAAGGACAGCUAUUCCACACCCCGAAUCACUGCAAGUCCUCUAAAGACGCACAGAACACCGCUGCCCGCGUUGCUUUCGAUCACCUCGCCUCCUCCGAUCCGCUUCCCACCCAUCCCAAUGUACCUCCGCAUUCUCAAAUGCAGCCCCUUUCUGUCGCUGCAGAUCCUCCUCCCCUGCCUCUGUCGCCGCUCCCCUCCUCCCUUCCAAACCCUACUGGACUUUUGGCAACAAAAUGUAAUGCCAAUAUGAAACCUGCAGAGGAGUUAUUGCAGGAGAAUUGUGAUAAUACAUCUCAAUGUCCUAUAGAUUAUAAGGCCGCGAUGGGUUCUGAAAAUAAAGAUACAUUGCAUAUGUACAAGAACCUAUUGCAGCAACAUGCUCAAAAAGAAUGUAGUGGAUUGCCUGUAUACACUUCUGAAGCUGAAGGACCCCCUCAUGCUCGGCGUUUUAAGUCAAAGGUCUCCAUAAAUGGAAAAUCAUAUGAACCAGCAGAGUUUUUCCCUACAUUAAAGGAAGCUGAACAAACUGCUGCAAAAGUUGCUUGUCUAGCAUUAUCAUUGAAUGUUAUUCAAGAGGAUAAGGGAUUCUACAAAAACCUUCUACAAGAAUUAGCCCAGAAGAAAGGUCUCAUGUGUCCAUCAUAUGAGACAGUCAGUUCGGGGUUGUCUCACAAUCGGAUAUUUGUUUCUACUGUGGAGGUAGGGUCUGACAGUUUUCAAGGGUUGGAGGCUAAAACCAGAAAGCAGGCAGAGAUGAAUGCGGCUGAAGUUGCUUACUCUGCACUUACUAAAGGAAGCCCACCUACGAAAUCAAUAAAGGUACCUUCUGUGAACAGUUACCACCCAUCUGCUGAUAUCUUGAAUAUCCAGCCCAGUGCAACAACUGAAAAGCGUCAGAACAUCCAGCACGCUGCAACAACUGAAAAGCGUCCGAUCAUCCAGCACAUUGCAACAACUGAAAAGCAUAACGUUGCAAUAGAUGAAGAUGGUCCACUAAAUGCAAAGCGAGCCAAGUCUUCACCUGGAAACGUGGAUGUGAAUGCUCAUCUUCAUGCUAACCCUCCAUCUGAUGAUUCUAAGUUGGAUAGCUGCUCGUCUGCUCCAUCUGAUGAUUCAAAGUUGGAUAGCUCAACGUCUGCUGCGCCUGCUCCUGAGCCAACAGCUGAGAACCAGUUGAGGCGGACAACGACGACUGUUCGCCCAAGGAAAUCAAAUUGCACAAUUCCUGAAAAUGCCACUGUGUUGCCAUGUAGCAAUGAGAAGUGGGUGGCUUACAGAGUCGAAGUAGACCAAAAACCAUCAAGCUAGGUAAUGUUAACUUGGUUUAGGUGAUGCAAGAUUUGGGUUCUGAGUAGCAGACCAGUUGUAUGAAAUGUUCACUGUUUGGCUAAACCUAAAUGAGUCUUUGAACUAACAAAUUACUACUUGGUGUAGAAUAUGCAUGUGCGCCUGCACCACACUAAAUAUCUUUGAAUUAUUAUUA
Molecule: messenger RNA, 1665 nt
Organism: Salvia hispanica
Lineage: Eukaryota; Viridiplantae; Streptophyta; Magnoliopsida; Lamiales; Lamiaceae
Source: RefSeq, a predicted model, not a curated record